Molecule: messenger RNA, 1779 nt
Organism: Agelaius phoeniceus (red-winged blackbird)
Lineage: Eukaryota; Metazoa; Chordata; Aves; Passeriformes; Icteridae
Source: RefSeq, a predicted model, not a curated record
UGUGACCCCGGCCAGGCCACCAAGCUCCUCUACGAGCUGCUCUACAAUCUCCCGUUCAAGAUCAUCCUCAUGCCCGGCUGCUCCAGCGUCUCCACCCUGGUGGCCGAGGCCGCCCGCAUCUGGAAUGUCACCGUGCUGUCGUACGGCUCCAGCUCCCCGGCGCUCUCCAACCGCCGGCGUUUCCCGACGUUUUUCCGGACUCAUCCCUCGGCCACCCUGCACAACCCCACGCGCGUUCAGCUCUUCAAGAAGUGGGGCUGGACCAAGAUCGCCACCAUCCAGCAGACAGAGGAGGUCUUCACCUCGACCCUGGACGACCUCGACCGUCGGGUGAAGGAGGCGGGGCUGGAGAUCACCUUCCGCCAGAGCUUCUUCUCCGACCCCUCCGCGUCCGUCAAGAACCUCAAGCGGCAGGACGCCCGGAUCAUCGUGGGGCUCUUCUACGAGACGGUGGCCAGGAAGGUCUUCUGUGAGGUGUACAAGGAGAAGCUCUACGGCAAGAAGUACGUCUGGUUCCUGAUUGGCUGGUACGCCAACAAAUGGUUCCGCACGCCCGACCCGUCCAUCAACUGCACGGCCGACCAGAUGGCCGAGGCGGUGGAGGGACACAUCACCACCGAGAUCGUCAUGCUCAACCCCGAGAACACGCGCAGCAUCUCCAACAUGACGUCCCAGGAGUUCAUCUCCAAGCUGGAGAAGAGGCUGGGCCCCAACCCCAAGGAGACCAGCGGCUACCAGGAGGCGCCGCUGGCCUACGACGCCAUCUGGGCCUUGGCCCUGGCGCUCAACAAGACGGCCCAAGAGUUGGCCAAGCAAGGCGUGGGCUUGGACGAGUUCAACUACAACAACAAAACCAUCACCGACGAGAUCUACCGCGCCCUCAACUCCUCGGCCUUCGAGGGCGUCUCGGGCCACGUGGUGUUCGACGCCAGCGGCUCCCGCAUGGCCUGGACCCUGAUCGAGCAGCUCCAAGGGGGCGAGUACGAGAAGAUCGGGUACUACGACAGCACCAAGGACAACCUGAGCUGGUACAACAACGACAAAUGGAUCGGGGGGUCCCCCCCGGCCGAUUACACCAAGGUGAUCACAACUUUCCGCUUCCUGUCCCAAAAAUUGUUCAUUUCCAUGGCGGUGUUGGCGUCACUCGGAAUCGUCCUGGCCGUGGUUUGCUUGGCCUUCAACAUCUACAACGGGCACGUCAGGUACAUCCAGAACUCCCAGCCCUACCUGAACAACAUGACGGCCGUCGGUUGUACCCUGGCCCUCGCCGCCGUCUUCCCGCUGGGCCUGGACGGGUACCACAUCGGGCCAGGGCUGUUCCCGCUCGUCUGCCAGGCGCGGCUGUGGCUGCUGGGGCUGGGCUUCAGCCUGGCCUACGGGAGCAUGUUCACCAAGAUCUGGUGGGUGCACACCGUGUUCACCAAGAAGGACGACAAGAAGGACAAGCGCAAGAGCCUGGAGCCCUGGAAGCUCUACGCCACCGUUGGGGGCCUGGUGGCCUUCGACGUCGUCACCCUGAGCGUGUGGCAGAUCGUGGACCCCCUGCACCGCACCAUCGAGGAAUUCACCAAGGAGGAGCCCAAGUCGGACAUGGACGUGUCCAUCCUGCCCCAGCUCGAGCACUGCAGCUCCACCAAGAUGAACACCUGGCUUGGGAUUUUCUAUGGAUUCAAGGGGCUGCUGCUGCUUUUGGGAAUUUUUUGCUACGAGACCAAAAGCGUCUCCACGGAGAAAAUCAACGACCACCGGGCCGUGGGCAUGGCCAUCUACAACGUGGCG